Messenger RNA from Fraxinus pennsylvanica, 939 nucleotides. NCBI's taxonomy places the organism in Eukaryota, Viridiplantae, Streptophyta, Magnoliopsida, Lamiales, Oleaceae. The record is from the annotation of a GenBank genome assembly.
AUGUCCGGGAUGGAAAGACUACAAAGAAUGUUUGCCGGCGCCGGUGGCGCUCUUGGACACCCGCCGCCUGAUUCUCCGACCCUUGAUACCUCCGAACAAGUCUACAUCUCGUCUCUCGCUCUACUCAAAAUGCUCAAACACGGGAGAGCGGGAGUGCCGAUGGAAGUGAUGGGGCUGAUGCUGGGGGAAUUUGUAGAUGAGUACACGGUGCGCGUGGUGGACGUUUUUGCGAUGCCGCAAAGUGGCACAGGGGUUAGUGUGGAGGCCGUGGAUCAUGUUUUCCAGACCAAUAUGCUUGACAUGCUCAAGCAAACUGGCAGACCUGAGAUGGUUGUUGGUUGGUAUCAUUCACAUCCUGGUUUUGGAUGUUGGCUUUCUGGUGUUGACAUCAAUACUCAACAGAGUUUCGAAGCUUUGAAUCAAAGAGCAGUUGCGGUGGUGGUGGAUCCGAUUCAGAGUGUUAAAGGGAAGGUGGUGAUUGAUGCCUUCCGUUUGAUUAACCCUCAAACCAUGAUGCUUGGCCAAGAACCACGCCAGACAACAUCCAACCUGGGGCACCUCCAUAAGCCGUCUAUCCAAGCAUUGAUUCAUGGUUUGAAUAGGCAUUACUACUCCAUAGCCAUAAAUUAUAGGAAGAAUGAGCUUGAAGAGAAGAUGCUUCUAAAUCUUCACAAAAAGAAAUGGACAGAUGGAUUGACCCUGCAGCGGUUUGAUGACCAUUCGAAAACAAAUGAGCACACAGUUCAGGAGAUGCUAAAUCUAGCUACCAAAUACAAUAAAGCAGUUCAGGAGGAGGAUGAAUUACCCCCGGAGAAGUUAGCUAUUGCUAAUGUGGGAAGGCAAGACGCCAAGAAGCACCUCGAGGAGCACGUCUCAAACUUGAUGUCUUCCAACAUUAUUCAGACACUGGGAACGAUGCUAGACACUGUUGUCUUCUAG